Molecule: messenger RNA, 1266 nt
Organism: Papaver somniferum (opium poppy)
Lineage: Eukaryota; Viridiplantae; Streptophyta; Magnoliopsida; Ranunculales; Papaveraceae
Product: pto-interacting protein 1-like
Exons: 7
Coding region: 132-1016 (294 amino acids)
Biological process (GO): protein phosphorylation
Molecular function (GO): protein tyrosine kinase activity; ATP binding
Source: RefSeq, a predicted model, not a curated record
GAUGCCAUUCUUCAUCCUUCAACUCAACAUUCUUCAUCUUUCAGCACCGAUUCACUCGAAAAACCAAAUUUCUAGCACUUCGUAAACUUCUGUAUCAAGGAGUUUGCUUAUUGAGGAGAAUUAGAGUUAAAAUGAGCUGCAGUACUGGGAGAGUAUAUUUUGUAGGAAAUGGGCAGGCUGCAACCGUUGAAGAUUUAGAUGCUAGUAGGGAAUCGGAUCACCCAGAGCUUUUGACACAGGUUUAUAUGGAAUCCAGGCUGAAACACGACAAUGUAAUUGAGCUCGUUGGUUAUCAUGUUGAUGGAAGUCCUUGUGUUCCUGCAUUUGAGUUUGAUACCAUGGGGUCUCUUCAUGAUAUUCUACAUUGGGGAAAAGGUGACAUUGAAGGAGCAGAACAAGGUCAGGUUUUAUCUUGGGCUCAGCGAGUAAAAAUUGCUGUAGAUGUAGCGAAGGGGGUGAGGGAUUUGCAUGAUAAGGCGCAGUCUAACACUAUCCAUCAUGAUGUCAAUUCUAGCAAUGUGUUACUUUUCAAAGAUCACGUUGCAAAACCCGUUGAUUCCGACUUGGAAAAUCAAACUCCUGUUGUGGAAGCACGCCUUGCAGCCUUCGAUUUGGGACCAUUUUCCAAGAGUGCAAUGACUGGACAACCAGAUCCAAAGGGUGAUGUUUACAAGUAUGGGGUAGUUCUCCUGGAGCUCUUGACUGGGCGUAAGCCGGUUGAUCUUACACUUCCAAAGAGGCAACAGAAACUUGUAAAAUGGUUCAUGAAAUCUCUUGCAAGUUAUCAAGAAACCGUAGAUUGUAUUACUAGCAUCAAUGAGGACUUGGUCCGACAGUGCGUUGACGAAAGACUAGGGGAAGAUUAUCCCCCAAGAGCCGUUGCUAAGGUGGCUGCAAUAGCAGAAAUGUGUUUGAAUCCGGAACCUCUAUUUAGGACAAAUAUGAAUCUCGUUAUCAGAUCACUCGAACCAUUGUUACGCUACAAUACCAAUGUACCACCUGUUGCUGAAGCAUGAAGCUCGUGAAUCCCCUCCUUCCCCGACUUACUGUUUUAUCACAUGGUAGCUCUAAAUUGUUAACACCAUUUCCAUUAGCUUGAACCAUUAAUUCACUUUAUAAACUUCGAUUGAUAUGACACUUCCCUUUGUUUAUGCUUUUUUGUAAAUUUGUUUUUGUUUCUUAUUCACCUACUUCUGUAAGUAGUUCCAUAAUGUUGUUAUGAUUUGUGCCAAUAAAAUCAAAAUGCAACCAAUUUUUACUAGACAA